UUAUCCGGGACAGUCUUUUUCUGCAAGUAGCUUCCUGAACCAUCCAGAGAUGCGUGCGGCAACCACCAUAGUGUUGGCUUCGUUGUCAGUCUGUGCUCACUUGCUUGCAAAUCCCAUUCGUGGUAGUGAAGAAUAUGACACCGAAGUGAAAAACACGAAUAAAACUAAUCAUACUACAGAGACACCUCUCGAGCCUACCAAACUACCCGAGAUCAGGCACGCGUGUGACACUGUUCCCCGUGCGGAUGUCGGCGUUGGGCCAUGCCUUUACUACUGCGAUUACGUGGAACAUAACGAUACCUGGCUAUACGGUUACUACCCAGAUGGCUUACCUUGCUGGGCGGAAGAUCGUAGUGACGCGAAACCGGCCGGAGUACCUGGAAUAUGUUUUGAAGGCAUUUGCUACCCUCACGACCACGACAAUAUGACGCUGUUUUAUAACUCCUCACGAGAAGAAGACUAAGGUGCUGAAGUUAUCAAAAUAAAUGAUUUUGAGGACCGUGACAA
Molecule: messenger RNA, 507 nt
Organism: Rhipicephalus sanguineus (brown dog tick)
Lineage: Eukaryota; Metazoa; Arthropoda; Arachnida; Ixodida; Ixodidae
Exons: 6
Coding region: 50-463 (137 amino acids)
Source: RefSeq, a predicted model, not a curated record